AUGGCAAAUACCACGCAAUUUACCCCUCGCCUGCGGGACAUCAGCCAGGGAGUUGAUAUUCUUAUUGGCGCCGAACUAUUUUUUUCCUUACUUGAAUGUCAGCAGAUUACACUCGCUUUUGGCAGUCCAAUUCUACAGAAAACAGUUCUUGGUUAUAUUGUUUGCGGAAAGGUUCCAGAGCCGAUCCAAGAUUCGUCACCAACUCAAACCAGCCACUUUUGUAUCGACCAAGACCUCAACUGUCAACUAGAGAGGUUCUGGACGAUCGUGGAUUUUGAUCGGGGUAAAGCUUACACUUCCGAAGAACAAUUUUGUGAGGAUUACUUCCAACAAACUGUAUCCAGAGACACCGAUGGACGGUAUAUAGUACGUCUUCCGUUACGGGAAAAUUUACUGCCACUCUUAGGCAACUCUUUUCGAUCUGCACAACGUCGUUUUCUUGCCAUGGAACGGAAGUUUGCUGCCAAUACGGAUCUUUCUGAAGAAUACCAAAAGUUUAUGGAUGAUUAUGCGAGACUUGGUCACAUGGAGUUGAGUACGUCCGCGCCACAUGGCCCACAGUUUUACCUACCCCAUCACGCAAUCCACCGCCCAGAUAGCACCACAACAAAAACUAGAGUCGUUUUCGAUGGUUCUUGCCGAGAUUCUAAUCGCCUAUCGCUAAAUGACAUUUUGUAUACUGGUCCCACAGUGCAACCUGCUUUGUAUUCAACUGUUGUCAACUUUCGCAAGCCACGGUUAGUGGUCACAGCAGACGUCGAAAAAAUGUUUCGUCAGAUUUGGAUUCAUGCGGACGAUCGCAAGUAUCAACAAAUACUCUGGCGUCGUAGUGCAUCGGAGCCUUUGGUCUCGUAUGAUUUAAAAACCGUAACUUACGGGCUUUCAAGUUCACCGUAUCACGCUACCCGUGUACUGAAUCAACUAGUCGUCGAUGAGGGUAAUCGUUUUCCCCUAGCAGUUCCGAUAAUUCAAUCCGGGACUUACGUCGAUGAUGUACUAUCCGGUAAUGAUGACUUACAGACUCUUCAGGGAGCAUGUAAACAGCUGAUCGAAAUGCUAAAAUGCGCCGGUUUUGUGCUUCGAAAAUGGGCCUCCAAUAAUUCAGAAGCACUCGUUAAUGUUCCUCGAGACUUGUGGGAAACGUCAGUCGAACUAGAGAUCGAUCGAUCAUCUGUAGUUAAAACUCUUGGAUUACUAUGGUUUCCACAAAAAGACGUGUUUAAAAUAAAAUUACCAGUUUUGACGGAGUUGGAAACUGUUACAAAACGAGUAGUAGUCUCCGAGAUGUCUCGUUUAUUCGACCCACUACGCAUUCUUGGACCCGUAGUGGUCAAUGCUAAAAUGUUUGUCCAAACUCUGUGGGCAGAAAUUAUACCCUGGGAUCAAAAGCUUUCAGAAAUCCACAGCGGUUGGUGGAAGAAAUAUCGCGAUGAUUUACGUCAGCUUCAGUCGGUGGAAAUACCAAGACGAAUAUUGUCCAACAUUCAUCGAGAAUACAGUUUACACUGCUUCUGCGACGCAUCCGUCAAAGGUUACGGAUGUUGCAUUCAUGUCGUUUCACCGGACGAAACCAAACGACAGUUUUCACAUUUGUUAACGGCAAAAUCACGCGUCGCUCCUCUACGUGGCCAAACUAUACCGCGCUUAGAGCUCUGUGCCGCAUUACUUGGUAGCCAGCUAGUUGAUACCCUACGAAGGACUACAUUCUUCACUGAAUCGGUGACGAUGUGGACAGAUUCUACCAUCGUGUUGCAUUGGAUAAAAUCGCCAUCACACUGCUGGAAAGUCUUUGUUUCGAACCGAAUUGCUGAGAUCCAGCGUUUGACGAAAAAUUGCAAUUGGAAACACAUUCCAACCCAUUUGAAUCCGGCGGAUCGAAUUUCGCGAGGAAUGCUCCCGAGUCAGAUUGUGAAUGACGAGUUAUGGUGGCAUGGGCCUAGCUUCCUCACCAAGGAGCAGGAUUUCUGGCCCGAUACUUUCGACUCAGUGCCAGAAGAGUGUGAUUUACAAAAAGAAACUCGAUCAGUAAUUACACUACACGCCAAUGUUGACAAUUUUCGACUCUUCGAUAGAUUCUCGGAGCUUUCCAAAAUAAUAAAAACAAUAGCAUUCUGCUAUCGUUUCUACAAUAAUGCUAGUCGUCGUGAUAGUAAAACUGGAUCGCUGGAUCGCGAAAAUGCACUAAAGGUACUCGAACGUUUGGCCCAGAGAGAGGAGUUUCCGCUAGAAAUUCAAAUAUUCGAAAAGAAUCAAAUCCAUUCGAACAACACGAAGCCAACCGGAUUAAAAUCACAAUUGAAGAACCUCAACUUAUUUAUGGAUCAAUUUGGAUUAUUACGCAUCAAUGGAAGGCUGCUAAAUAUGAAAGCUCCAUACGAUACACGAUUCCCUAUUCUUCUACCGGCAAACCACAAAAUUAGCUGGUUAAUUAUGAGAUCCUUCCAUGUAAGGACUCUUCACGCUGGACCAUCACUCGUUCUGGCGACAGUAAGACAGCGAUUCUGGCCGCUUCGUGGACGGCAGUUAGCUCGCAAGAUAGUUCGCCAAUGCAUCACGUGCUUUAGGAUAAAUCCCAAAACAACGCAACAAUUAAUGGCACCAUUACCAUCGGCUCGCCUGAAUCCUGCUAGAGUGUUUUCUCGAUCUGGGUUGGACUACUGUGGGCCGUUUCUCGUUCGUCCGUUGAGUGGAAGAGGAGCUUCGGUCAAAAAAUACGUCGCGUUAUUCGUGUGCUUGGCAGUAAAGGCCGUGCACCUCGAAAUUGUCGCCGACUUGUCGACCGUCGCUUGCAUUAACGCGGUAAAAAGGUUCGUUUCGCGGCGGGGACGCGUGUUCGAAAUAUAUUGCGACAAUGCGACUGCGUUCGUGGGUGCUGAUCGGGAACUUCAAACUCUGAGAAGGGAUUAUUUGAAGCAGUUUCGUUCCACUGAAUGGUCCAGUUACUGUUUGAGUGAAGGAAUCCAAUUUCGUUUCAUCCCAGCCCGUUCUCCGCAUUUUGGUGGGCUUUGGGAGGCAGGGAUUAAGUCCUUUAAAUACCACUUUCGUCGUACCAUCGGUUGCAGAUCAUUUAACAUGGAUCAGUUCCACACCGUCGUAGCUCAGAUAGAAGCGAUACUUAACUCACGCCCUUUGUGUCCAAUGUCGGAUAAUCCUGAAGACAUCUCUGCAUUAACUCCGGGUCAUUUUUUGGUUGGCGAACCCCUAUUUUCCAUCCCCGAACCCGAUUUAGGCAAUAUAAAUAUUAAUCGCCUGUCCCGCUUCCAGGAAAUAAGAAGAUCGGUCCAAGAUCUCUGGCGUUGCUGGUCCAGAGACUACGUCAAUCAACUCCAACAGCGAAGCAAAUGGAAAACAACCCUCACAGACGUUCAAAAUGGUCAAUUGGUCCUUAUGAAGCAGGACAACGUACCACCGCUCCAAUGGCCAUUGGCACGCAUCAUACAAACGAUUCCUGGAAAGGAUGGUCAUGUUCGAGUAGUGAUCGUGCAAACAACGAAUGGGAAAUAUCGCAGAGCAAUCACCGAAGUCGCAAUUCUACCAAUUGAAUGUGACGCGAACAACGUGAAUGCAAAUUAG
This is a messenger RNA of Toxorhynchites rutilus septentrionalis, 3573 nucleotides long. RefSeq lists its product as uncharacterized. The record is from RefSeq and is a predicted model, not a curated record. Gene Ontology annotation, molecular function: nucleic acid binding. Lineage: Eukaryota; Metazoa; Arthropoda; Insecta; Diptera; Culicidae. The coding region runs from base 1 to 3573 and encodes 1190 amino acids. The transcript has a single exon. Gene Ontology annotation, biological process: DNA integration.